AUGAAGGGUUUCAUUCACCGCAUAUUCAAAAAGCCCCGCGUUGAAACCUACGGCCUAGACCAUGCCGUUCUCAAUAUCCAACUACCACCCCAAACAAUGUGGAUGAACAUGGGCUACUGGGAAUCCACAUCCGAUUUCCCAGAGGCUUGUCGAGCCCUGCUUGAUCAAGUCUUAGCAGCGGGUCUCUUGAAAUCCCAGUCCAAGUCUGUACGGCUACUUGAUGUUGGAUGCGGGUGUGGUGAUCAGUCACUCUACUUGACUGUCCUUCACAAGGACUUCGUAACCAAGCAACCAGCACCAGGUGGGGGUUCGGGAUCAGCUUUCCAGGCUACACCGACAUCCUCCCUCCCGCAAUCCAGAUCGCAACACGACCACAUUCCACUGAUCGAUACAUACAUUGGUAUCACACUCGAGCCUUCACAAGCAGCCCUAGCCAAAUCCCGGCUACAGCAAAAACAGCAGGUCUCGAGUCAAUCAACAAAAAUAUUCUGUGCCGACGCUGCCAAUCCCGCAAGCUGGUCUGGAGAGCUCCAAACAUCUGUAAAAGCUUUAUCGACGGUCUCACAUGAUUCAAACACGGAGACAUGGCUUCUGGCCCUCGAUACAAUCUACCACUUCCGCCCAUCGCGUUGGCCAAUUAUCCGGUUCGCGCAUGAUACUCUACAAGCCUCAUAUAUGGCAUUUGAUCUCGUUCUCGCGGAUGAUGUCUCAUUCUUCCAAGCCCUUCUACUGCGCAUUGUUUGCUGGGUCCUUGGGGCUCCAUUUGGGAACAUAGUCACACAAGAAGAGUAUAAAGGCCUUCUUGUUGGUGUGGGGUAUGAACCUUCUCAGAUUGAGAUGAGGGAUAUCUCGGACCAUGUUUUUGGGGGGCUGUCAAAGUUUUUGGGUCGGAGGAUUAAAGAGGCGGAACCCUUUGGGUUGAAGAUGGGUAAAUAUCGGGGGGCUAGAGUUGUUUUCGAUUGGUGGGCUAGGAGUAGGAUUAUUAGGGGGUAUGUGGUUGUUGCGAGAAGGUCAUGA
Penicillium longicatenatum is the source of this 1017-nucleotide messenger RNA. RefSeq lists its product as uncharacterized. Lineage: Eukaryota; Fungi; Ascomycota; Eurotiomycetes; Eurotiales; Aspergillaceae. The transcript has 2 exons. Bases 1 to 1017 code for a protein of 338 amino acids. The record is from RefSeq and is a predicted model, not a curated record.